This is a messenger RNA of Nelumbo nucifera (sacred lotus), 558 nucleotides long. RefSeq lists its product as uncharacterized. Gene Ontology annotation, molecular function: ubiquitin protein ligase activity. The record is from RefSeq and is a predicted model, not a curated record. Gene Ontology annotation, biological process: protein ubiquitination. Gene Ontology annotation, cellular component: cytoplasm. Lineage: Eukaryota; Viridiplantae; Streptophyta; Magnoliopsida; Proteales; Nelumbonaceae.
AUGGUUUCUUGUUGUUCUUCUUCAGCAGAGAGAAUUGAUGUAUCGAGUUUCGACGAAUUCCAGAUAGCAAAAGCCAUGGCAGAACUUCUGGAGAGCUUGGAAAAUGGCGGAGGUAAACUUAGUGCGACCUCAAGCUGGAGAAGCAGAAGCAGGCUUGAACGGAAACAUCACCCCCAGCCAGGAGUCCCGUGGAAACUGGGUCCAGAAGAAGUGUUGUUUGCAGCGUUGAGUGCAAGAACGGUGGAGCUGGCGAGGCUGAGAGCAGGCCCAGGUGGGGACUACAGAGGAGCUUUAAUGGCGGUGGAGUUGAAGAUUGCGGUUGAGUUGGGGAAGCUUUUGGAGAAGACUUCCGACCCGAUAUUUGAAGGGCUGAGCAAGGUGGCGAUUGAGGAGGCUGGGCUGGUUUGUGGAGUAUGCCAUGAAGAGAUGGAGGUUGGAAGCCAUGGGAGGAUGAUGGAGUGCAAGAACACGUUUCGUCUCCACUGCAUUGUGAAGUGGCUUGAGCGGAAGAUGACUUGUCCUCUCUGCAGAUAUAAUAUGCCCAUCAUCAUUGAUUAA